Trichomonas vaginalis G3 is the source of this 612-nucleotide messenger RNA. Its product is annotated as peptidyl-prolyl cis-trans isomerase protein. The transcript has a single exon. NCBI's taxonomy places the organism in Eukaryota, Parabasalia, Trichomonadida, Trichomonadidae. The record is from RefSeq and is a predicted model, not a curated record. Gene Ontology annotation, molecular function: peptidyl-prolyl cis-trans isomerase activity. Bases 1 to 612 code for a protein of 203 amino acids. Gene Ontology annotation, biological process: protein folding; protein peptidyl-prolyl isomerization.
AUGGACAUUUUGAUAUUCUCUUUUAGCACAUGCACGAAGUCAAAGGAUAAAUUUCUUCAAAAUUUCGCGGAAAACCGUUUUCAUUCAAAUAUGAUAAAGCGUCCACAUUGCUUCUUCGACGUCAACAUUGAUAACAAAUCUGUAGGCAGAAUCAUUUUCGAGCUCUUCAGUGAUAUAGUUCCAAAGACAUCAGAGAAUUUCAGAUGUUUAUGCACUGGUGAAAAAGGAAAAGGCAAAAAUGGAAUGCCUCUUCACUACAAAGGCACACAGUUCCAUCGUAUUAUCCCUAAUUUCAUGAUUCAGGGUGGAGAUAUCAUCAAUUUCAAUGGUACUGGCGGUGAAUCAAUCUAUGGAUACACAUUUCCAGAUGAAAACUUCUAUGUAAAGCAUGAUAACCCAUAUAUACUCUCAAUGGCAAAUGCUGGACAGAAUACAAACAGCAGCCAGUUCUUUAUUACAACAGUAAAGACUCCACAGCUUGAUGGAGAGCAUGUUGCAUUUGGCAGAGUCGUUAACGGCUUCGAUGUCGUCGAAAAGAUCCAAGAAUGUAGAUCAGAUGACGGAAAACCAAAAUUUGUUUGCGAAGUUGCCGAUUGCGGCCAAUUCGACUAA